CCUUCCUAGGCCUUUCCUGCCCUUGUGUUCGAGUGAGACCGACAUUACACAGCCAUGAACGGCCUGGUGCACACCAUCCUGUUCACCGCCCUUUUCGGCAGCGCGCUCAGUGGAUUCCUCGGUGGAAGUGGCACUGGAGGUGGUGUCGGUGGAGGCUACGGUGGGGCGGGUCUUGGGGGCUACGGUGGUGGUAGUCUCGGAGGUUACGGUGGAGGGCUUGGUGCCGGUGGCCUCGGAGGAGGAGGAGGCCUUGGUGCCGGAGGUCUAGGAGGAGGCAGUGGCAACGUGGGUGUUGGGAGCAGCGUGGUCCUGCUGAACGGCGGCCGUGCGGGUGCAAGCAAAUCGGUGGCAGGGCCUGCGUUCCUCGUUCGCACGGUGCACCACGUGUCUCAAGUGCAUGGCGGUGGAGCCAUUGUGGCGCACUCUGGUCUCGGUGGUGUCGAUGGAGCCGGCAUUGGUGGAGGCGCCAGCAUCGGAGGUGCCGGACUGAUUGAUGGUGGAGCUGCUGGUCUCGGAGGAGGCUACGGAGGUGGCGGUUAUGGAGCUGGAGGCCUCGGUGGAGGUUACGGAAGCGGAGGAUACGGGGCUGCUGGUGCUGGAGCUGGUGGUGUCGUUGGCAAGCUACUGCUCGUCAAGCAUCACAAGUGAAAUCUGUCACCAGUGUUUUUAGCUUUUUAAACACA
Messenger RNA from Rhipicephalus microplus (southern cattle tick), 683 nucleotides. RefSeq lists its product as uncharacterized. The record is from RefSeq and is a predicted model, not a curated record. Lineage: Eukaryota; Metazoa; Arthropoda; Arachnida; Ixodida; Ixodidae.